This is a messenger RNA of Exaiptasia diaphana, 768 nucleotides long. RefSeq lists its product as uncharacterized. The record is from RefSeq and is a predicted model, not a curated record. Lineage: Eukaryota; Metazoa; Cnidaria; Anthozoa; Actiniaria; Aiptasiidae. The coding region runs from base 1 to 768 and encodes 255 amino acids. The transcript has a single exon.
AUGGCAAGGAAUCGGAUGGCUCCGCUCAAGCAAUUGAGCAUCCCGCGUCUUGAACUUCAAGCGGCUGUAUUAGCCGUCCGUUUGAACAGCAUCAUCAGAAAGGAGCUCACGAUCACGAUCGAAAGUACUCCCUACUGGAGUGAUUCCAGCACCGUGCUAAAGUACAUAAGAAAUGAGAGUCGUCGCUUCCAUACAUUUGUGGCCAAUCGGGUGUCAGAAAUUCAUGACACUUCGGAUCCASCAGAAUGGAGGCACGUACCUGGCAAGCUUAAUCCGGCCGAUGAAUGUACUCGUGGACUCUCAGCGUCUGAACUGAAUCAACAAUGCAGAUGGCUGAAUGGUCCUCYYUUCCUUUGGCAGCCUUCAGAAGACUGGCCAUUAGAGACCCCAGUCGAAGCGACACUGAAUGAUCAUGAUGAAGAGGUAAAGGUGGACAAGUGGACAGGGCUUAACGKAAAAUCAGACGUUCAUCUACCGGUGGACCCCAAGAAGWUCUCAUCCUGGACUAGAUAUCGUCGGGUGAUCGMUUGGAUCUACCGCUUCAUCCAGAACUGCAGACUGAAGCUGCAAUGCCGAGUGUAUGGACCACUAACUACUACUGAAAUUCGUAAGGCUGAACUCUUUGCGGUGCGAAGAAGUCAAGAAGAAGCAUUUGGGUCAGAUCUUCAGGCUCUAAAGGCAAACAAGCCACUACCAACAACCAGUACUCUUCACACUCUAAGACCAUAUGUUGAUGUUGAUGGAUUCUGCGUGUGGGAGGCCGCUUGA